CCCCAGCAGACCGGGUCCUGGAAGCCAGGACGCUGGAGCUGAAGCCUCCAGAGCACCUACAGGCUGGCAGGGCUAACGCUGACCCCAAGCCGCUCCUCACCUGGACAAGAUGAGAGUGUCAGGUGUGCUUCGCCUCCUGGCCCUUAUCUUUGCCCUGGUCGCCACAUGGAUCUUUAUUAGCAGCUACAUCAGCUUCAACAUGAAAACUCUCCGUCUGCCCCGCUGGCUAGCAGGUUUGGAAUCACAGGCAAUCCCGGUCGUGAGGACCAAGUGUGGUCUCAGCAAGCCCUGCCCGGACAACUUCUUUGCCUUUAAAAUCAGCAGCGGAGCCGCUAACGUCGUGGGCCCCAGGAUGUGCUUCGAAAACUUUGUGAUCAUGAGUCCUGUGAAAAACAACGUGGGCAGGGGCCUGAACAUUGCCCUGGUGAACGGAACCACAGGACUAGUGCUGACGCAGAACUGUUUCGACAUGUACUCUGGAGAUAUUAACCUCCUGGUAAAAUUCCUAAAAAAAAUCCCAGAGGGCACGCUGGUGCUAAUGGCCUCCUAUGAUGACCCAGGAACCAAAAUGAAUGAUGAGACCAGGAAGCUCCUCUCCAGCUUGGGCAGUUCCUAUGCAAACCAGCUGGGCUUCAGAGAUAGCUGGGUCUUCUUAGGGGCCAAAGACCUCAAGGAUAAAAGCCCUUUUGAGCAGUUCUUGAAGAACAAUCCAGACACGAACAAAUACGAUGGCUGGCCGGAGCUGCUGGAGCUGGAGGGCUGUGUUCCCCAGAAGAGGAAAGCGUGGCCGUCCAUGGCUGCACAGUGAGUCCUUAGCCAAGAGACGUUGAUACCAGCCACUGGAGCCCACGGAGGUGGCAGUGUGGUGGACAGAAGGCCGAGCCUGGGUCUGAGUACUGGCUCUCCACUGGCUAGCUGGGUGAGCAGAUGCCACCUCUCUGAGCCAGAGAGCUCCCCUGUGAGAAAUGGGGGAUUCGAUCCAUCUCGGGGGCGUAGGGGCAGGAAAUAGGAUAAAAUAUCCACAAUGCCAAAAGUUGUCAAAGAGAAAAAAUAUAUAUAUUUGUAUGUA
Messenger RNA from Leptonychotes weddellii (Weddell seal), 1069 nucleotides. The record is from RefSeq and is a predicted model, not a curated record. NCBI's taxonomy places the organism in Eukaryota, Metazoa, Chordata, Mammalia, Carnivora, Phocidae.